AUGCCCCAAGGCCAUGGCACAAGGCUGUCCUGCCCCUCCAGGACCAGCAUAAAAGCCAGCCCAGAGCCUCUCUCCCUCACACACUUCUCCUCACACCUCCUGCUCCUGCCGACAACCAGUCCAGGCACCCUCCACACCACACCCAUGGCCUGCUACAACCGCUGCAGUCCCUGCGGACCCACCCCGCUGGCCAACAGCUGCAACGAGCCCUGUGCCCUGCAAUGCCAGGAUUCCCGCGUCAUCAUCGACCCUUCCCCUGUGCUGGUCACCCUGCCAGGACCCAUCAUGACCUCCUUCCCCCAGAACACCGCCGUCGGAUCCACCUCCUCGGCUGCUCUGGGCACUGAGCUCAGUGUGCAGGGACAGCCCAUCUCUGGCGGAUUUGGUGGCUUUGGCUACGGCCUUGGCUAUGGCCGUGGAUUUGGCUAUGGCUGUGAAUUCGGCUAUGGGCAGGGCUAUGGCUAUGGCCUGGGCUGCUAUGGCAGCAGGGGCUAUGGCUACAACUGCUAAGGGACCUCAGAACCACCCCUGACAUCCACAAUGUGCCUGGGGCUCUGGCAACAGUUUCUGCAAGCAAAUCACCUCAGCUGAUCGUUGCCCUACUUGCAUCUCACACUAUAAUCCUUCUAGUUCUUUCUCCUGUCUUCAUUUUUUCCCUCAAUAAAGUUUUCCUGCAUCAA
This is a messenger RNA of Melospiza melodia melodia, 680 nucleotides long. Its product is annotated as feather beta keratin-like. Gene Ontology annotation, cellular component: intermediate filament. The record is from RefSeq and is a predicted model, not a curated record. Gene Ontology annotation, molecular function: structural constituent of cytoskeleton. The transcript is spliced from 2 exons. NCBI's taxonomy places the organism in Eukaryota, Metazoa, Chordata, Aves, Passeriformes, Passerellidae. The coding region runs from base 1 to 510 and encodes 169 amino acids.